UGCGAGAGUCUGCCGCUUCGCGCGAACGUGCGCGUGAUAGAUCGAGAUCGAGACCGAUCGAUGGGGAAGAGGAAGGCCAAGGCGAAGGCGGCGCCGAAGAAGGAGCCGAAGCUGGAGACGAGCUUCUCCUGCCCCUUCUGCAGCCACGCGGGAAGCGUCAGCUGCAGCAUCGACCUCAAGCUCAUGAUCGCCGAGGCCGCCUGCGACGUCUGCAAGGAGAGCUACUCCACCAGGGCGCACGCGCUCACGGAGCCCGUCGACGUCUACGGCGAGUGGAUCGACGAGUGCGAGAAGGCCAACACGGACGUCGUCCGAUCAGUCCGGAGCGAUUACCGCCGCCGGGACUGUGCUGACGACGAUGACGACGCGUGAAUCGUUUCGUUUUUCUCAAGUUUUGCCUAGUCGUGUGUAAUCGUGUUAUAUAGACCAGCCUUUGCGUGCCUCCAAAGCUCUUUUUGGUCCGUGCCUGAUCUCAGA
This is a messenger RNA of Brachypodium distachyon (stiff brome), 477 nucleotides long. RefSeq names its product transcription elongation factor 1 homolog. Gene Ontology annotation, molecular function: RNA polymerase II complex binding. The record is from RefSeq and is a predicted model, not a curated record. The transcript has a single exon. NCBI's taxonomy places the organism in Eukaryota, Viridiplantae, Streptophyta, Magnoliopsida, Poales, Poaceae. Gene Ontology annotation, cellular component: transcription elongation factor complex. Gene Ontology annotation, biological process: transcription elongation by RNA polymerase II. The coding region runs from base 61 to 372 and encodes 103 amino acids.